This is a messenger RNA of Delphinapterus leucas (beluga whale), 1675 nucleotides long. It is a transcript of the gene CXCR3, whose product is annotated as C-X-C motif chemokine receptor 3. Gene Ontology annotation, molecular function: C-C chemokine binding; C-C chemokine receptor activity; C-X-C chemokine receptor activity. Gene Ontology annotation, biological process: calcium-mediated signaling; regulation of leukocyte migration; positive regulation of cytosolic calcium ion concentration. The record is from RefSeq and is a predicted model, not a curated record. NCBI's taxonomy places the organism in Eukaryota, Metazoa, Chordata, Mammalia, Artiodactyla, Monodontidae. Gene Ontology annotation, cellular component: external side of plasma membrane; membrane.
CUGCUGCCGAGAACCGCGUGAAACCAUGACUUCCUCUUUGUAGCGCCGGUUCCCGACCACAAGCACCAAAGCAGAGGGGCAGGCAGCACACGGCCAGGCAGCCAGAGUACCAGCCCAGCCAUGGUCCCCGAGAUGAGUGAACGCCAAGAGUUCCAAGCCUCGGAGCUUGCCUUCCUCCUGGAAAACUCUUCCUACGACUACGGAGAAAACGAGAGUGCCUCCUGCUGCGCCUCCCCACCCUGCCCGCAGGACUUCAGCCUCAACUUCGACCGGGCCUUCCUGCCCGUCCUCUACAGCCUCCUCUUCAUGAUGGGGCUGCUGGGCAAUGGCGCCGUGGCGGCCGUGCUGCUGAGCCAGCGGGCGGUCCUGAGCAGCACCGACACCUUCCUGCUGCACUUGGCCGUGGCUGACGCACUGCUGGUGCUGACGCUCCCGCUCUGGGCGGUGGACGCAGCCGUCGAGUGGGUCUUCGGCUCUGGCCUCUGCAAAGUGGCGGGUGCCCUCUUCAACAUCAACUUCUAUGCAGGGGCCCUCCUGCUGGCCUGCAUCAGCUUCGAUAGGUACCUGAGCAUCGUGCACGCCACCCAGCUCUACCGCCGGGGUCCCCCGACCCGCGUGGCCAUCACCUGUGUGGCGGUCUGGGGGCUCUGUCUGCUCUUCGCACUCCCGGACUUCAUCUUCCUGUCCGCCCACCACGACAAGCGCCUCAACGCCACCCACUGCCAGUACAGCUUCCCGCAGGUGGGCCGCACGGCCCUGCGCAUUCUGCAGCUGGUCGCUGGUUUCCUGCUGCCGCUGCUGGUCAUGGCCUAUUGCUAUGCCCGCAUCCUGGCUGUGCUGCUGGUCUCCAGGGGCCAGCGGCGGCUCAGAGCCAUGAGGCUGGUGGUGGUGGUGGUGGUGGCCUUUGCCCUCUGCUGGACCCCCUACCACCUGGUGGUGCUGGUGGACACCCUCAUGGACCUGGGGGCCGUGGCCCGCAACUGUGGCCGAGAAAGCAGUGUGGACGUGGCCAAGUCGGUCACAUCGGGCAUGGGCUACAUGCACUGCUGCCUCAACCCUCUGCUCUAUGCCUUUGUGGGUGUCAAGUUCCGAGAGCGGAUGUGGAUGCUACUCAUGCGCCUGGGCUGCCCCAACCAGAGGGGCCACCAGCGGCAGCCUCCGGCUUCCCGCCGGGAUUCAUCCUGGUCUGAGACCACAGAGGCCUCCUACUCAGGCUUGUGAGGCUUGGGAUGGGGGAUCCCCCUUUCCCACGCAGCCCGACUCCCCCAUUCCAGGCUCCUCCCUCGCUCACUCCCCAGACACACACUCCUUGGAGUCCCCGAUGGCCCUGGUACUGCUGGGUCUCCCAGGGAGCCACCCUCCUGGCUCUGGGGGCUGCCCCAUCACUGCUCCUUAGCUGCGCAACCCCCAUCCCGCCGCUUCAGAGGUGGCUGCCUUCAGGCCCUUCUUACCUUGGCCGCUCGGAACCCCACCACCCUCCUAAUUCAGUAACUAGGCCUCAGCCUUCCCCGUAUGCAGGGAGCAUGAGGCAAACAGCGUAAUGGCAGCGGCCUUGGCCGGGCCUCCUGUUCCGCAGUGACUAUGGCUGUGGUUCCCGAGACCUCUGUGUUUGCUCACUUUGAUUUUUAUGUCUAAAACUCUGCUUCAAACUUUUCAAUAAACAAGCUAAUCAGGA